CAUGAGUGUAACACGAAUUUUAGCAAAUUUACUGUGUAUUUUGAAGUUCGGUUGACGUAAAAGAAACUCACAUAAGAAAUGCUUGGUUAAAAAAAUCAAACAUAGUAUUAUGAAAAAGGAAAUAGUUUUUACACAGCUGAUUAAUUCACAGAGAGGAAUAACUGAUAUUGUAACCAGGACGAAUAAUCGGCACACGGAGAAAAGAAUGAGGAAGUACUAUCAAGCUGCUCUGCUGAUUACAGCCAUUGUUAGCUUAAUAUCUUUGCUGUUUUACCGCCAUGAAUAUAAUAGGCUCAGGUAUGUCUUGGAAGUGUUCGACUAUUUUGGUAAGCCUAAUCAAGAGGGAAUAAAAAUCUCAUGUCCAAAAGAGAUUGUAGAAUUUAAGAAGACUUCAAUUGGCUUGGAUGAGCCUUUAUCAGCAUGGCAAAGACUAGAUGACGGUUUGUUUGUCUAUUCAACAUAUGCUACUCAUGACAAGAAGAUUCAGACUGUUAGUUAUGGAAAACUCAGUGAUCCCAAUCUGGAUUGCAAUAUAUUCUUUGAUGAUCUUUUGACACCCGUCCCUGGGAUAUUUUCAUUCACGAUAAUUGGAAACACUAGCGAUAUACCAGAAAGAACUGCUUAUCGAGGCUACAUCUUAAAUUGUGAGUACACUGAAAACAUGACACCACUUGGUGUCAACUAUCAGCCUAGAGAUCAGCGUGUUUUCAACUCUAACUUUCCAAUAUUAACAGUCAAGAGUUUAACAAAAUCCUUGAAUAACAAUAGUAGUGCACUAUGUGUUGCUCCACCACUAAAUAUUCCUAUGUCACGUGCUGAUAUGAUAAGUUUUCUCAAUUUCCAUGAAUUAGUAGGCAUUAAUCAUUUCAUUAUUUAUGAUUAUGGCAUACCUACCGUGUUUCACAAGGCACUUAAAGAUUUGGCACAAAACUCAAACUUUACGUACGAAGUGGUGCCCUGGAAUUUUCCUAUAAGAGAAAUUCACAUGAACGUGAUAAGAAACAUCAUUGAAGUUGACUGCCUUUAUCGAACGUACAACAAAGUUAUGUAUGCAGCUACCAUAUCAUGGCAGGAAUACAUCGUUUUAAAUUUCCACCACAUCGUCUCUGAUCUCCUGAUAGACUUUGAACGGACAAAGAUGUUCGGUAAUCGUUACAUUGUUAAGACGCAGACGUUCUGUACUCAGCAAAAGGAUGACAGACGCUCAACAAAUUCAACUCCAAUAGUUCUAAGAAAAUUAUAUACUUCGCCACAUGCUCUCGACGCCAAUUUUCUUUACAUUUACAAACCUCAUGAGACACUAAACGUAAAAAAAGUUUUAACGCUCAAGACUGCUGCCAAUUUGAUUAUGCUCAAUCGCUACGUCAACUGUAAUGAUUACAGUGCCAUAAAUACUGAGAAUAAGAAUGAAUCGUCAAUUCUACGGUUCGCCGCUUAUAUGCAGAAUUCGACAAUUUUGAAAAAAUUCCUCGCAGGAAGGAUGUUUGAUCUGGAGUAGACCCUGGACAGAAUGUUUGUAAAUAAACAGAAAAAAAAAAACAAAAAACGGACCAUAGGGGAGAUUGUGAUAAACAAGUUUCUAUUUUAAUCUUGUGAAGAGAUUAACUGUAAGCAUCAAUUUUUAAGUAUUUGAAAGAAUGGUUAUUACUAUCGCAAUAGUGCAAAGUUUUUCAUUUAAGUGAGUUUAUAUUGCACAAGAAGACUGCUAGUAUUACUAUAAUAUUUAACGUCCACUGCUCAACGAUUCGUUACUUAUUUUUAAGUUACAUUAUUUGUGUAAUACGAGGCUUGAGAUUGUGUGAUUUUUUAUUUUAGUAUAAAUUUGUGAAAACAAUACUGUUGUGGUUUAAUGACUACUGUGUCUUGCAUGCUCAGUAAUAUUUUUUAAUGAUAACUUGAAAACUAGUUCAAGGAACGCACAUUAUUAGCUCAAAUAUAAUGUGAUAUUGGCGAUUUUUGAAGAUUUCAUAUCAAAGAUAGACUUUGAAUUAAAGAAAGGCUGAUGAUGCGAUAAUCAACUAUU
Molecule: messenger RNA, 2023 nt
Organism: Copidosoma floridanum
Lineage: Eukaryota; Metazoa; Arthropoda; Insecta; Hymenoptera; Encyrtidae
Source: RefSeq, a predicted model, not a curated record